AUGGACGCUGUCGGAGAAAGGACAAUUCCCACAUCACUGAGGUCUUGCCCUGCCUUAGCAGUUGCAGCCUUCCGGGCACCCGGGAUGUGGGACACCUGGUUGCGGUAUAACCUGGGUGAGACACAGAACUUUAGGCCAGCCACAUAUAAAAAUACACCGGUUCGGGACUUAGGCACGGAGGGUGAAACCUUUAACUGGGUGGCAACUGGACACUGUAUGAGAAUUCAAGACGCUCUUUGA
Messenger RNA from Pelobates cultripes (western spadefoot toad), 240 nucleotides. The record is from the annotation of a GenBank genome assembly. NCBI's taxonomy places the organism in Eukaryota, Metazoa, Chordata, Amphibia, Anura, Pelobatidae.